This is a messenger RNA of Labrus mixtus (cuckoo wrasse), 3446 nucleotides long. It is a transcript of the gene bnip3lb, whose product is annotated as BCL2 interacting protein 3 like b. The record is from RefSeq and is a predicted model, not a curated record. The transcript is spliced from 6 exons. Gene Ontology annotation, biological process: defense response to virus; mitochondrial outer membrane permeabilization; positive regulation of apoptotic process. Gene Ontology annotation, cellular component: nucleus; mitochondrial outer membrane; mitochondrial envelope. Lineage: Eukaryota; Metazoa; Chordata; Actinopteri; Labriformes; Labridae. Bases 269 to 949 code for a protein of 226 amino acids.
GCAAUUAGUCGUCCUCUCCCUCUUUUGUUAUCAACGGGACAGUGUGACGUCAGCACCCAGCUGCAGGGGGGGGGGGGGGGGGUCUGAGCCUCCAGACGCGCUAACGGACGGGAAAGAGACGGCAGCGGCGCUUUAGCUCAGCUAGCCGCUCGCUGAAGACCAGAGCAAAGGGCAACCCGGAUUCACGUCUGAAUGUGUGGUAGGGCAGGACGCGUUUUGCACUGACUUGAGCCUUGUAUGCAACCCGCCCUGUUCACCAGUCACCACCAUGUCCGGCGCUGCUAACACUUCAGCAGACAACAACGGAGACUCCGGGCUAAACGGGUCCUGGGUAGAGUUAGAGAUGAACAGAGGCGCAGCCGUAGCAGCUCACUCGUCCUCCACAGAUGAAGCAGCCCCAGGCCUGCUGCCCCUCCCUCAGGUGGAGGAAGAGGAGGCCAUGGUUGGGGGUCUGGAGCACGUCCCAUCCUCGUCCUCCAUCCACAACGGAGACAUGGAGAAGAUCCUGCUCGACGCUCAGCACGAGUCGAGCCGCAGCAACUCCUCAUGCGACAGCCCUCCACGGCCCCACAGUCCCCAGGAUGACGGCCAGAUCAUCUUUGACGUGGACUUGAGUGGCAGAAGAGACAGCCAAGUAAGAGCCUGGUCAGAAGAGGAGGCCUUGGACAAGGACAGGGACAUGGACAUCCUGAUGAAGGAUGCAGAUUGGGUUGCGGACUGGUCUAGUCGACCGGAAAACAUUCCCCCAAAGGAGUUUCAUUUCCGUCACCCUCGGCGCUCAGUAACACUCAGCAUGAGAAAGACUGGAGCUAUGAAGAAAGGAGGCAUCUUCUCCGCCGAGUUCCUCAAAGUCUUCAUCCCCUCGCUGCUACUAUCACACAUCCUCGCCCUGGGGCUGGGAGUCUACAUUGGAAAGAGGUUGACCACGCCCCCCGCCAGCUCUUUCUGAGCCUGAAGCUGAAGAAAAGUGCCUGAGAAGUGGCCAGGAGUCAUUGGAGAAAGUUUUGCUCUCGCGAGGAAAGAAAGCCCGCCUCUCCUCCCUCUGCCCUGCCUGCACCCUGUUCCCCUCCUGAGAUAUGACAUGUUCUCUGGAGAAUUGCAUCUGCCUUCUCCCCCCUCUCUCCCCCCUUCCCCUUCCUUUCCUUCUUGAUCGCUGUUCUCUGACUGUCUGUAGAUAUCCCCCCCCCCCCUCUUUAUCCUUCACUCAUUUGUAAAAGCUUUUUAAAGAGUGUAUAAGGUCAUAUUUCUCUUUUCCCCUACAGAUUGGGUUUAAAUGUUUUUAACGGGUGGGUUUUCAGGCAUAGUCACAGCAUCGAACCAAACUCUUCGUCUCUACGACACAUGCUGUCCCAGUUCCCUUUGAGCAUCUGAUAAUAAGGGGGUUUUAGAACUGACCACAGAUUGUGCCACCUUCAUGAGUAGUCCAACUUUAAUCUCCAAAAGGGUUCGACUGAAUUCAGAGUUGGCUACACAAAAUGAAAACGUUAUCAUGCCUUUUUGAAAAUACCAAUUUUGUCAAUUCUCUUAUAUAAUUUUUUAUUUAUUUUCAGACAGUGGUGGUUUAUUAAGAAGUUGUAAUGAUGAAAGAAGUUACCAUAGUGGCCAUCCCAAACCACAAGCGCUCAUGAGUUACUCUGGAAGGGAGGGGUGUGCCAGAAAAGAGAGAUUUAUGUGACAAUUUUUCAUCUUUUGAGAACUAUGAUUUAAAAUCGAUCAGUAACUGGAAACAAGGGUGUAGGUGUGUGUUGUUCAGGCAGGCAGUGUGUCGCUCUCCUGAAGUACACUAACAGUAUUUUGUGGUCGGGUCUUGGGUUACAGCGCUAUAAGGUCUGAAAAGGUUCAGUCAUUUGUCCAAAAAGUCAGUGUCAGUGUCUUUUCAGUGAGUCUCCUGGUUACACUGCAACAUAUCGUAGCAACCUAAUAGUUCCCACUCCCUUUAACUCCAGAUGGGGCUGGAUAUUACCUGGUACUCUGCAGAUUGUUACCCUUUCUUUGGAGAUUUAAAGGAUAUUGUUUCAAAAAGGUUCAAAACUUGGAGAGAUGGAUUCCAGAGAACUUUCUUUAUAUUGACUUUUAAGUUAAGGAGGGUUGAGAACUUCUAUAUUUAAAAAGUACCAUGAAGGUUUUAAGCUAAAAAAACUAAAUUUGAAUUACAUUUUUGUUCCCUAAUAUUGAUUGGAUUAGGGGAGUUGUUUUUUAAGCUGCUACAUUUAAGUAAAAAUGUCCAGUGAUAGCCAGCCCUUCAUUCUAACACUCCAAACAAAGUGUCCAUAAAACAACAAGAAUCAAGCUGCCAAUGAAGGGAGCUGAUUGGUGGGUCUGUCUGAGUGAACACAGGAGGGUGAUCCUCACUCUCACUUUUGCUGGAGUGACACUGCAGAUGUGCAGAAACGUACAAAUGACUGACAGGUGUAUUUUUACCUUUAAAAGGCUCUACUUUAUAAGUAAACAGGUACUUUGCUUAUAUGUUCAAUAAGGUCUGCAACAAUCUGCAAAACCUCAUUAUCAGACAUUAGCUACAGGGCGGUAUUUCUGAGACUGGACUCAUCAGUUUUCACCUAAACAGUCAGACUUGGGUCAAAUAAUAUUUGAUUAAGAUGAUUAGAUUCCACCCAAAGACGUUAUUUGUUUAAUCAUGACAUGAAGGGGGGUUUUUUUGGAGCAAAUUUCCCUCAACUAGAAGUAAAUAAUUUGGCUUUUGUAUUUAUGUAAAUUAAAUUAUUGUUGUUCCUGAUGUCUCAAACAGAGGUAAGGGUUUCAAAUUGUAAAGUUGUCAAUAAACGUACUUUAUUAAUGAACUCCUGGACAGUCAGUUUAAGCCCUCUCUGAAAACUGACAAACUAAUUUGUGAUUAUGACAUUUUUAUUUCAAUCAGUGUGCAUAACAGCUGAACAUAAAAUUCUCUGUCAGAAGAAAAAAAAUCCCAUUCUCUUCUCUUAUUGACAGCUCCAUUAAUUAAAAGUAAAAUUCUGCAAAUACUAUUUGACCCUGCGUGUCCGCUCUGGCCUUCUUAUGAAAGGCUCGUGGACAAUCAGGGCUUUUGUUUUCCACUCCUGCCACUGAAGUACUGCUCUGUUGUUUUGUGCCACUUCCAUGUGUCUGCCCGUGUUUGAACAUGCAGCAUCUGACAGCAAACUUUGGAUUGCUCUUUCAUGUUUGGUUUUGUUCUAAGUGUUUUUGUUUUUUUCCUGAUGUCGAAGAAAGAUUGUGAACGUACAGAGCAGAAGUCCAGUGAUGGAGGGUUUGAUAGUGUUAAUAAUGAGAACCCCUCCUUUUGAUGGCAGGGCCUAAUGUGAAUAGGACAUGGAAGGUGUGGAAAGAGAUCUCCCUCAGACUGAGACAGUCCAACAGCAGUUGUUGUAAUGAUGCAUUUGCUUUGAUUUUCUUUUUCCCUUUACAUUGGAAAACUUGAUUAACAUUUUGUCAAUAAAGAUUACCUGAAUUAA